AUGCGUCACACAGCUCUGUCAUGCUGGCAGCUGUUCCUGGGUCUGGCUGUGCUGCUUGUCUUCACAAGUCCCACUGUGGGCUGCCCAGCCCGCUGUGAAUGCUCAGCACAGAACAAGUCUGUCAGCUGUCACCGAAGACGUCUGAUCUCCAUCCCAGAAGGCAUUCCCAUUGAGACCAAAAUCUUGGACCUCAGCAAGAACCGACUGAAAAGCAUUAACCCUGAGGAAUUCACAUCAUACCCAUUGCUGGAGGAGAUUGACCUCAGCGACAAUAUUGUCUCCAAUGUUGAGCCUGGAGCUUUCAACAAUCUCUUCAACUUGCGAUCCUUGAGGCUGAAAGGAAACCGUCUAAAGCUGGUCCCCCUUGGAGUGUUCACUGGGUUGUCAAACUUAACAAAGCUUGAUAUAAGUGAAAACAAGAUUGUCAUUUUGCUGGACUACAUGUUUCAAGAUCUGCAUAACCUAAAAUCCCUGGAGGUUGGGGACAAUGAUUUGGUGUAUAUAUCACACAGGGCUUUCAGUGGGCUACUUAGUCUGGAGCAGCUCACCCUGGAGAGAUGCAACCUCACAGCCGUACCAACAGAAGCUCUUUCUCACCUCCACAACCUCAUCAGCCUGCAUUUGAAACAGCUCUACAUUAAUGCUUUGCCGGCAUACGCCUUUAAAAGACUGUUUCGCCUGAAAGACCUGCAGAUAGAGGCCUGGCCCCUCUUGGACAUGCUGCCUGCCAACAGUCUGUACGGUCUCAAUCUGACUUCUCUAUCCAUCACAAACACCAACCUGUCUGCAGUACCUUACUCUGCUUUUAAACAUCUGGUUUACCUGACACAUCUCAACCUCUCUUACAACCCCAUCAGCACCAUCGAGGCAGGCAUGCUGUCAGAUUUAGUGCGCCUGCAGGAGUUCCACAUGGUGGGAGCACAGCUGCGCACUAUUGAACCACAUGCUUUCCAAGGGCUCCGAUUCUUACGUGUGCUUAACGUGUCCCAAAACCUGUUAGAAACCCUAGAAGAGAAUGUAUUCCAUUCCUCCAAAAGCCUUGAGGUCCUCUGCAUUAACAACAACCCUCUGGCCUGUGACUGUCGUCUUCUUUGGAUUUUACAGCGGCAGCCCACCUUGCAGUUUGGUGGCGAGCCACCAAUGUGUGCUGGCCCAGACAGUGUCAGAGAGAGGUCAUUCAGAGACUUUCACAGCACAGCUCUCUCCUUUUAUUUCACCUGUAAGAAGCCCAAGAUACAAGACAAGAAGUUGCAGUACCUGGUAGUGGAGGAAGGACAGACAGUGCAGCUGAUGUGCAAUGCUGACGGGGACCCACAGCCUACCAUCUCCUGGGUUACCCCACGUCAAAGGCUGAUCACAACUAAAUCAAAUGGUAGAGCCACUGUGCUGGGAGACGGCACCCUGGAGAUCCGAUUUGCCCAAGACCAGGACACUGGGAUCUAUGUCUGUAUUGCAAGUAAUGCAGCUGGAAAUGACACCUACUCGGCCUCCCUGACAGUAAAGGGGUUUACUUCAGAUCGUUUCCUUUAUGCCAACAGGACCCCUAUGUAUAUGACAGACUCCAACGACACAAGUUCUAACGGAACUAAUGCAAACAGCUACUCUCUGGAUCUUAAGACAAUACUGGUGUCCACAGCUAUGGGCUGUUUCACAUUUCUUGGAGUGGUUUUAUUUUGUUUCCUUCUUCUUUUUGUGUGGAGCCGAGGGAAAGGCAAACACAAAACCAGCAUUGACCUUGAGUAUGUCCCUCGCAAAAACAAUGGUGCUGUGGUUGAAGGGGAGGUUUCUGGACCACGAAGGUUCAAUAUGAAAAUGAUUUGAUGGUAUUCUGCUAGCAGUGCUUUUUCUGUGGCAUUAAAACCAAUUAAAACAGCCUGGAAUUGCUAGGCAGAAGCAGCUUAAUGCAGCUGUCAGUGUAUCAAAAGGUUAUAUGAAAAUGGAAAGACUAUUUGUGGUUAUACAACAGAGCCUCCAGACCUUGAGGCAGAUGUGUCAGGGCCUUUCAUAGAACUGGGAAAUUGUACUAACUGUUUGCAUUGCAAAUAUUGGCAUUCUGGGGAUAUCAGCAAUGAACCACUGGCUCAUGCUCAUGGACAAUUGUUCAACAUUUUCUACUGCUACAAAAGGAAAAAGAAAAAAAAACCUACAGUGUAGGAUUUACAUACUUAAAGAAAAAGACACAUUUGUCUAAACCACACUCUAUAAUGAAAUUUGUAUCCAUAUAUCUCAUUUGGUAAAACUUUGCAUCCUCCCUUCUAGUUGGUUCAACACAACAAA
This is a messenger RNA of Onychostruthus taczanowskii (white-rumped snowfinch), 2277 nucleotides long. RefSeq names its product leucine rich repeat and Ig domain containing 2 (gene LINGO2). NCBI's taxonomy places the organism in Eukaryota, Metazoa, Chordata, Aves, Passeriformes, Passeridae. The transcript has a single exon. The record is from RefSeq and is a predicted model, not a curated record. Bases 1 to 1821 code for a protein of 606 amino acids. Gene Ontology annotation, molecular function: protein binding.